AUGUUGUAAAAGUAUAAAGCAGCAGAGACCUAACAUUUCGAAGGGGAAGACAAGACAGUUGGCGGGAGAGAGAGAGAGAGAGAUUAGGGGAAGCUCGGGUCCAAAUCGAAAAUGCUAAAGGGAAGAGAAAGCUUGAGCCGAUUGGUGGGCAAACGCAGGCGCUUCCUUCCCAAUCGUCAUUCACUCCUCUCCGCCCCUACCACCACCCAGGGCUUAUUGAAUCUGGAUAUCGAUCCAAAUGGCAAGCUCGUGUCGCUGGAAGGCUCUUCAAAUCAAGACGAGCAAGAAAACACUGUGGUGGGCUCUGUUACUUGCCCUGUUUGCAGCGUCAAACUCAGUGCCCAAAACAACACCAUCAAUUCUCAUCUGGAUGAGUGUCUAUCUAGAGGAACCAAACGAAAGCUAACCCAGCGCACACUUCUAGAGCUGAACUUCUGCCCAGUGUCGAAAAUUCAAAAUUUUUCCUGUGACUCUAAAGAGUUUGGAAAUGAUUUAUUUCCUGCAGCUCAUGAUGAGAGUCAUGUACAAGAUGCGUUGUGGGGGUUGUCUAACUUAAGGGCUGUUGACGAAAGUCAAAAUCAGGUUGACAGUCCAUCCAGAAACCCAAUCAAUAAGGACAAGAUCAGUGUGGUGCCAGAUUUUGAUGUGAACAUCACUCAGGACGACAUAUAUGGGGUGAUUCUUGAAACUUUUAUUGUUGGCCGCAGGUUUGGUGAUGAAACUGAUUUAUAUCUUGGUGCAAGCAUUUAUCUCUCAAGAGAUCCUGAUAAUGCUAAGGAUCCUAAUGCUAUCAAGGUUGUUUAUUCAGAUUCAGGAUGCCUUAAAAUGCUUGGUUUUCUCCCUCGCAAGCUAGCUGAGUAUUUGUCUCCUCUGAUAGACCAGUAUCGUUUAAAUUUUGAGGGAUGCGUUACCUCUGUUCCCAAGCGUUCUAUUGAUGUUGUCCCAAUACAGAUAGUGUGUCACAAGAGCAGUGAUAAUAAGGACUUUAAUGAUGACAAGGUUUUCAAAUGUUUAUGGAGAAAUGCUCAGCAAGUAAUUGAAUCUACAAAGUCCUGUCCGCCCAGUGCAAUAAAAUAUCAGGAUAACUUUUGUGUUUUCAUACGUGAGGUUUUGAGAAACAGUUCUCACCUCUUGACAGAUGAUGAAAAGAAUUUCAUCGAGUCGUUUACUUCAAUGUCAGAUGAUAGUCAGAGGCUAUUUGUUCGGCUUUAUACACGGAAAGGCCCAUGGUUUCGGCUGUCUGCUAUUUCAUACCCAGAAGUACUGGAUCCCCAACAAGCAGUGAAAGAGCUAUCUGAGACAGGGUAUGGAUCUUGCUUUGAAAUUACAAAUAAACUAUCUGAUGAUGAUAUUAAGGAGAUUUUGGAUUUGCUCACUGUAUCUGAUCUACGUGAAAUCUUGUGCAUCCUUAAGCAGAGUUGCAAUCGUGGCCUAAGAAAGAUGGAUCUCAUUGCAUCUCUUAUAUCUUCUUACAAUGAAGAUUUGUGCCCAUUACUACCUAGUAUGGUUUUGCAUAGAACAGGAUCCUGUGUUAGGAUAUCUUCAAAUGCGGAGUCCCUUAUCUGGCGUGCUGAGAGGCUUUUCUUCCUGAAUGGUGAACAGGAUCUCUCAGCAUUUCUACUGGUGGAUUUGGGAAUAAUCAAGUAUCCAACUUACAAGUGCAUAGUCUCACAACAAAUUUUCUCAGCUCGAGAUGACUUGCUUGGCUAUGAAGAGGCUAUUGAAGUGGCACAAAUAGUUGAUGAAGCUCUUGAUGGAAGCAACACUGGAUUGGUCUUAAAGUGCAUAAAAAUAGCUGAUUCCCAUUUAUCAAAUCCAGUUCAAUCCUUGACCUCUGAAUCAAUGGCUCCAUUCCUUUCCCACUUUUCAGCAACAUUUGUCUACUCAAAAGUGGUUUUACUAGGAAUUUCUUUUCUUGAGCGUGAGCAUAGGUACAAUGAAGCUAUCUAUUUACUGAAAAGGCUGCUGAAUUGUUUUGCUCGUGACGGUAGAAGAGGAUACUGGACACUAAGGUUAUCAAUUGAUUUGGAGCACAUGUGCUAUCUGAAUGAGAGCCUUUUGGUUGCUGAAAAUGGGUUACUAGAUGAAUGGGUGCGUGCUGGUUCAAGAGUGGCACUUCAAAGGAGAGUCCUUCGCUUGGGAAAACCACCGAGGCGAUGGAAAACUCCUAGUUUUGCAGAGUCUGUCAAGAGGAAGAUCAUGGAGGUCAAUGUUCAAGGGAGACCUCUAAAUUGUGCAAUAGGCACGAAGAGCAGGUUUUAUGGAGAAGAUGGGGAGCAAUGUGGUGUAGAGCAGCUAGCUCUGCAGUAUUAUGCCGAGGAAGGUGGAUGGCAGGGUGUUCAUACAGAGAGUGGCAUUUGGUUGACUAUUUUUGGACUUCUUAUGUGGGAUAUUAUAUUUUCCAAUGUACCAAAUGUCUUCCGCACCAGAUUUCAGACUGCUCCCUUGGAUUUAGAGACUGAGAGCUUUUAUUUAGUGAGAAAGAACCAAAUCGAGUCUCACCUACAGAAAAUUCAUGAUGGUAUGGCUGAGGAGAUUCUCAUCACUUCAUGGGAGUUACAUGAGGGAACGGCGUGUAGAGGAGUUAACUGGGGGCGACAUUCCCUCUCUGAGCUUCGGGCAGCUGUUACAUGCAUUGGUGGCCCUUGUGUGGCUGCAUUUUGUCGACAUCUUGCACAAGAUUAUCGUAGUUGGUCAAGUGGAAUGCCAGAUUUACUUCUGUGGCGCUUUCAUGGGAAAUACAGAGGUGAAGCAAAGCUUGUUGAAGUUAAAGGCCCCAGGGAUAGACUCUCUGAACAGCAGCGAGCAUGGCUAUUGCUUUUAAUGGAUUGUGGAUUCAAUGCCGAGGUCUGUAAAGUGAGCCCUAUUGUCUGAACCUUCUAGGCUGAUUUGGUUUUCAAUUGGAAUGAGAAAGGCAUCCACGAGGAAAGACUUAACACUGAAGAAUUUACUAGGAUUAAAAGUGCAAUAUAGCAACUGGAUCUGCUCUUAAAUGAGUUUACCCUUCAAACUCCAGAAUUAUUAUCGGAUAAUUCUAGGAUUGGCAAGUACUUGACUGCCAAGCUUUCACCUUGAAGAUGGCUUCCCAGUGAUAGAAGUUGAGGCAAGUAGAUCGUAAUGCAUUUCUGAGGCUGGAUUCAAGCUUUUCUGGAUAUUAGGGAAAGAUGGCCAUUUCGUGUUCAGCUUGAAGAUGGUUUCCCAGAGAUAGAAGUUGAGACAAGUAGAUCAUAAUGCAUUUCUGAGGCGGGAUUCAAGCUUUUCUGGAUAUUAGGGAAAGAUGGCCAUUUCAUGUUUGUUAAGGGACUUUAAAUUCCAUGUGCUUUAGCACAUUGUGUCCCCAUUCUAGAUAAGCUCUACUUGCAAAAGGCCAUUAUGUAACCAGAGAAAAAAAGCGGCCAUAAUUUGUUGUUUUAUGGUAUAAAUUGCUGGAAUUUGGGAUAACUGGUUUACACUGUUACUAGAUGUUAAUCAUCUAAACUCGUGACCAAUUAAUUCAAAUGGAACAAAAUAAUGAUUCAAGCAUUUUGCAUCAUAACGUCA
This is a messenger RNA of Rosa rugosa (rugosa rose), 3540 nucleotides long. RefSeq names its product fanconi-associated nuclease 1 homolog. NCBI's taxonomy places the organism in Eukaryota, Viridiplantae, Streptophyta, Magnoliopsida, Rosales, Rosaceae. Gene Ontology annotation, molecular function: hydrolase activity, acting on acid anhydrides, in phosphorus-containing anhydrides; flap-structured DNA binding; zinc ion binding. The record is from RefSeq and is a predicted model, not a curated record. The transcript is spliced from 15 exons. Bases 112 to 2874 code for a protein of 920 amino acids. Gene Ontology annotation, cellular component: nucleus. Gene Ontology annotation, biological process: interstrand cross-link repair.